AUGCUAAACCACGACAUCCUUUUCCUUGUUUUCCUCGAGCUGCCGAUUGGAGACAUUGGGCGCAUCCGCCAGGUUUGCCGCAUCUUCAACUCUGUAACGCGCACGCGCUCUUUGUGGAUAACCCUCCUCAAUCGGCUCCUGGAUUCAGGCGCUGUUAUCCCCCAGUACCUUGGCAAACUCGAAACUCUCCCAGUAUCAACUGUGGAACAUCUUGUCCGCCGUUUAACCCAUGACGCCGAAACUAAUCCAGAAGACACAUAUCCCGCCACCCUUUUGCAACUCCGUCUAACGCUCUCCGUGACAUGGCUUCGGCUUGUUGCAGGCAACUGGCUGUUUGUCGCAGCGUCAAACGAAUUCGAGAGCAACCUAUACUGUUAUGACCUCUCAGUGGGUGGCAAAACAUCUGCGUGCCUACCUGGACGAGUCAAAACUGGAAAAGCUGAGAUACAGAAUGGAGAAAUCGUCUUAGCUCUGGGUCUCGGGCCUGAAGUUCAAAUGGUGCUUGUCGUGACUCUCCGGAAACAUGAGGGAAGCGAUGUUCUUUGCGAGCUUGCUCGGCUUGAGAGCUCCUCGCAUGUCCUGAUGCUUUCUGGCGACAUCAUUGGUUGCGCUGUGCGAGAUGGGGUCAACACACCUCAUCUCUAUUGUUGGAGAGAGGACAAAAUCAUCGACGUUCCUCCCCCUCCUGGUGGUCUCGACGUUCCAGCUCGAAGAAGCGUGCCCCACUCAAUUCUAACGUGGAAAGACAACUUGGUCAUCGUUCGUUCUCAUUGUCUCGAGUUGUACGAUAUGCAUCUCGAAUCAGUAUCGUUCUCCAAGAUUGUCGAGACGUCACCUAUUUUCGAGGUCCAAGUGUAUUCCUCAAGCCCAGAGUCUCUCAAACUAUUCGUGGUUUCGGGAAAGGGAAUUGACAUGCUCUCUCUUAUUUGUCAUCCUGAUGAAACCAUCCAUGUCGAACGAUAUACGCUUAUUCACCCACCAACACCCCCACCCCAACCGGAAAACGAGUUUGGAUAUGAAUUUGAGCCCAUAAGUCACCCCCUACUCUAUGGACUCUGUGUCGGGGCGUCAUCUCAGCGAAUACUUUGGAUCUCGGCAGCCGACGCAUCCGUUAGAAGCUAUCGUUACCCCCUUCACAUAUCAUCAAGGCUUAUAACACAUCCACCCGGGGAUGACACAGAACAAUUAUUGUUCGUUGAUUUUGAGGACCCAGACGCUCCCGCUUUGUAUGGCGUCCCUGCCAUCGAUUUCGACGAUGUGCUGGGGCUCGUGGCUAUUGGGAACUGUUUUGGCGAAUUGUCUGUGUUGGAUUUUUCAACAACCAAAAAUGCAGUUCAGCAUCCUCGCUUGACAGCCGAUUUCGCUGUCCAACCCAGUGUCCCAAAACUUCUUCCUUCAGCCUCCGUUUACUCGAACCCCGGAACUGAAACAACAGGCUGCCGGCCCAAUUGGGGUAACGAUGGUCUCACUUUCGAUGCUGCUUGGAAAGCACCGAGCGCUUGCUCGUGGUUCGGCGCACAUCAUGCAUGGGACGGUACUCCCUCUUGCCUCGCUUGGGUGAUAGAAUAUGCUUAUGGCUUUCCCGGCGAGGCCCUUCCUCAAGGAUAUAAAGACGACGAUGACGGCGACAGUGGUCAUCAUACUGUCAUUUUCCGAAUUGGGCAGCGAUACUUUUAUUUCCGCAACUACGAAGACCCGAUACUCUUCUCUUGGCCGCUUGGUAGAAGAACCAACCUAGACUUGUCGUCGCCCAAUAAAGACGACACUAUUGACGCGCAAUUUCCAACGAGUGAAACGGCCCAGGUAUCACGUGAUAUGUACGAAUGGUUUCUCUUGCGUGAAAAACAUGGCGAUGGGUUUGCUCGACGUAACCGCUGGCAGGAACUUGAGGCUCGGGGUGGUCGGCCGCUGCGUAGAUAUUUGGAUGAGUAA
Messenger RNA from Mycena indigotica, 1932 nucleotides. RefSeq names its product F-box domain-containing protein. Gene Ontology annotation, molecular function: protein binding. Lineage: Eukaryota; Fungi; Basidiomycota; Agaricomycetes; Agaricales; Mycenaceae. The transcript has 5 exons. The record is from RefSeq and is a predicted model, not a curated record. The coding region runs from base 1 to 1932 and encodes 643 amino acids.